Messenger RNA from Durusdinium trenchii, 1504 nucleotides. NCBI's taxonomy places the organism in Eukaryota, Dinophyceae, Suessiales, Symbiodiniaceae. The record is from the annotation of a GenBank genome assembly.
CUUUCACACACACACAGAGUUUCGCCGUCCUUCCCUGACACGCCUUGCCAUGCCGAUCUUGAGAUCUGGUGUGAUGCGGUUUGCCCGACUUCCAACCCGCAUGCCCCUGGUGGGUGAGCCUCGACAACGCUUUGUGCUUGUUAUUCACGGCAGCCUCACUUCUUUGCGAUGCCAAGUACGCGGCUGCUCCGCUGAGGCAAGCGCGCAAGCAGAGAAGCAGGACUUUGGAGCCCCGCUGCUGUCGCCGAUACCUCCACCCAUACAGCCAGUCUUGUGGGGCACCAGCAUGAAGGCCCUCGUCAAGACAGAGCGCUCUGGUGGACUCACGCUGACUGAUGUGCCCAAACCUGCUAUUGGUCCGAAUGACGUCCUCAUUGAGAUCUCCAAGACAGCCAUUUGUGGGACAGAUGUGCAUAUCUACGAUUGGAAUGACUGGGCAAAGCGCACUAUUCCAACACCGAUGGUUGUUGGGCACGAGUAUUGCGGCACUAUCAAAGAGAUGGGUUCAGAAGUGACUGGCCUCGAAAUUGGCCAGAGAGUCACUGGAGAGGGUCACAUCACCUGUGGCUUUUGCCGCAAUUGCCGAGCUGGGCGGCGACAUUUGUGUCGCGAGACCGUCGGAGUUGGAGUAAAUCGACCAGGGGCUUUCGCUGAAUACUUGUGUCUUCCCUCAAUCAACGUCUUCAAGCUCAGCGACAAUGUGUCGGAUGACAUUGCCAGCUUUAUGGAUGCCCUGGGCAAUGCAACGCAUACAGCUUUGUCCUUCAACUUAGUGGGCGAAGAUGUCCUGAUCACUGGUGCAGGGCCUAUAGGUGUAAUGGCCGCCGCUAUUUGUCGUCACGUGGGGGCAAGACAUGUUGUGGUCACUGACAUCAAUGACUAUCGACUGAACCUUGCGGUGAAGUGUGGUGCUACCAAAGCCCUGAAUGUAAGCGGCGGUGAUGCGACGGAGAAAUUGCGGAAGGUCAUGAAGGAACUGAACAUGACAGAGGCCUUGUCAUCAAGGGAAUCUACGGCCGGGAGAUGUUUGAAACCUGGUACAAAAUGCAAAGCAUGCUGGUGGGUGGACUUCAAGAGAAGAUUAUGCCUGUCAUCACGCACAGGUAUGAUGUCGAUCAGUUUGACGAGGGCUUUUCAGCCAUGCUCUCCGGACAAGCGGGUAAAAUCGUUCUGAACUGGAAAUAGCGUUUGUAUGCUAUGUACCUGUACAAAGUGCUGUUUUGCAGCAUGAGAAGCAUAGAAGCUGCUUCUUUGCGCUUUCGUGCAUGAUGAGCUCCAAAAACACAGCAAGAUCUGUCAGGCUGUUUGAAUUGUUGAAGGCUGACCACGAACAGAGAUCGCGACCCUGAAACAAACAACUGGUAAAGCUCAAAGCACCAUAGCCCGGAGCCUGAGCAUCAUUCGCAAAACUGGGCCCAUCGUAGAGAUUGCAAUACCUAAAGCACAUUUGGUGCUUUCCUUUGUGCCUUUGGCAAACAAGAGGCAUCCUGUCAGUCAGGUUGCG